Molecule: messenger RNA, 606 nt
Organism: Prunus armeniaca (apricot)
Lineage: Eukaryota; Viridiplantae; Streptophyta; Magnoliopsida; Rosales; Rosaceae
Source: the annotation of a GenBank genome assembly
AUGGAAACCCGUCCUCUAAUUUGGCCUUGGAGAAAGGUCUUCUGGAGUUGCACUGUGGCCAAUCCUGCAGUAAAUCUGGUGACGUCAGGACCUUAUGGUCUUAUAUUUGCAUCUUUUGUACCCUUUUUCUUUGACAUUCCAGUUUCAACACGCUUUCGUGUAUUUGGUGUGCGCUUCUCAGAUAAGUCUUUCAUAUAUCUAGCUGGUCUACAGCUUCUUUUAUCAUCCUGGAAAAGAUCAAUCUUACCAGGGGUAUUCGGCAUCCUUUGUGGUUCCUUAUAUCAUCUAAAUGUCUUCCAUAUCCGCAAAGCAAAGUUCCCAGAAGUCAUUGCUUCUUUCUUUUCACGGAUUUCUUGGCCAUCAACGGGGAGUCCGCCAGCAGCGCCAACUAGAAAUAUUGUGGGAAGUGCAACACCAUUCACAGCUCGGCAAGUAGAGAGAAAUUAUCCCUCUGCCUUGGCUUCUGCCACAGAGCCAACGGAGGCCUCCAUUGCGACUCUGGUUUCUAUGGGUUUUGAUAGGAAUUCUGCCAGACAGGCACUGGUGCAGGCAAGAAAUGAUGUCAACGUAGCUACAAACAUCCUUCUUGAAGCGCAGGCUCACUGA